UAUUACACCGCUACAACGUGUACAAGUAAAACACCCGCUACACGGUUAUGGCAUUUAGUUUUAAUUUCGAUAUUUCCUCGCAGAUGAAACAGUGCUGUAACCAAGACAUUCAGAAGGAGAAAGAAGAAAAUGGAAAUGUAGAUACUGCGAAGAACCAGAGUCAGGUGAAGGAGACCAGUGCACGUAAGAAAGUGAAGGAAGCCCAUGAGCAUAAACCUGCAUCAGAUCUUCUCUCCCAUAUUGAGAACUCAGUCACUGAGACAGUCACUAUAGGUACAUUAUCACCUCUGCUUUUCCUCAAUGAGUCUGUAUUUGAGCAAACUGCCCCUGAACGAGAGGAUGCUGAGAAGGUCCUGUCUCAAACCAUCACCCAAAACUCUGAUCUUAUAACCGGAGUGUACGAAGGAGGUCUUAAAAUCUGGGAAGGCACCCAUGAUCUGCUCGAGUAUGUUGAUGAUGAAGGAGAGAUGUUCUCUGGAAAAAGGGUGCUGGACCUGGGCUGUGGAGCUGGGCUUCUUGGCAUUCUUGCGUUAAAGAGAGGUGCGAGCAAAGUCCACUUCCAGGAUUAUAACAGCACUGUGAUUGAGCAGCUCACCAUUCCAAAUGUGUUCCUCAACUGUGAGGAAGAGGGUGGUGAUGAGAAUAGAGCAAAUGAAGACGGCAGCCCGGCAGCUAAACGAAGAUCCAUGGAGAAAAAUCACGCACUCAUAGAUCGGUGCAGUUUUUUCUCAGGGGAUUGGGUUUCAUUUCUCUCGCUGAUUCAAAGCCAAGACCCCGCACUCAAAUAUGAUCUCGUCUUCACAUCAGAAACGAUCUACAACACCGAUUACUACCCUUCUCUUCACGAUGUGUUUCAUAAACUGCUUGCUGAGCACGGAGUUGUCUAUUUGGCAACCAAGUCUCACUAUUUUGGAGUUGGAGGUGGACUGUAUUUGUUUGAGAGCUUUGUGGAAGCAAAAAAUGUCUUCCAAAUUAAAUCUCUAAGAGAAAUAGAUCAGGGACUUAAAAGGCAUAUUGUUUCUUUGAGAUUCAAGAAAUCACCCUCAUAGUACUGUACUUUCUGUCCUUGUUUGAUCACAGUGAUGUAUGUUUAUACAGAGGCUGUCAGUCAUUAUUACAGCCUUGAAGAUUAAACAAAAAGUCCCUUUAAAAUGUAUUAAAUAUGUUCAUGUUGAAA
Molecule: messenger RNA, 1177 nt
Organism: Neoarius graeffei (lesser salmon catfish)
Lineage: Eukaryota; Metazoa; Chordata; Actinopteri; Siluriformes; Ariidae
Gene: mettl18
Product: methyltransferase 18, RPL3 N3-histidine
Exons: 2
Coding region: 48-1049 (333 amino acids)
Biological process (GO): peptidyl-histidine methylation, to form tele-methylhistidine
Molecular function (GO): protein-L-histidine N-tele-methyltransferase activity
Source: RefSeq, a predicted model, not a curated record